Messenger RNA from Sipha flava (yellow sugarcane aphid), 663 nucleotides. RefSeq lists its product as uncharacterized. The transcript is spliced from 3 exons. The record is from RefSeq and is a predicted model, not a curated record. The coding region runs from base 28 to 564 and encodes 178 amino acids. NCBI's taxonomy places the organism in Eukaryota, Metazoa, Arthropoda, Insecta, Hemiptera, Aphididae.
AUACACGUAUUAUUGCCGGUCUGAAGUAUGCCCAGGAAUGUAGAGAUUAAGGCUCGCAUCAACGAUUUGAAGGCCGCAAAACAACGAAUUUCGAACCUGAAGUCGAAUACAUCUGAAGACAUCGAUGUAAUUAUUAAUCAAGAAGAUACGUUUUACAAUCUGCCGGCCGGCAACAAAGGAAAAUUAAAGUUCAGAAAAAUCCAGGGAUCUGAUUCAGAGUUAAUCUUUUAUGAAAGAGAAGAAAUCACUGGACCAAAAUUAAGUGACUUCCAUAGAUGCAAGGUACCUGAUGAUAUCAAGGAAUUCCUUUCCACAACCUUGGGUACUUGGGGUAUUGUGAAGAAAGUUAGAAACUUGAUAAUGAUUGGUCAAACAAGAGUGCAUUUUGACAGUGUUGAGGGACUUGGAGAUUUUGUAGAAUUAGAAGUGGUAUUAGACGAUAAACAAACCGUCGAGGAUGGCCAAAAAAUUGCUUCAAAUCUGAUGUCACAUUUGCAAAUUGAAGAAAAAGAUUUGAUAUCGGUGUCAUAUAUAAAUAUGCUAUGUCAAAAUAAAUCACAAUGAUGUAAAUUAAUUUAAAUAUUAAUUUGAAUAUUUUGUUUACUUUUUUUUCUAGUACUAAGUACUGUUAUCGUAUCAUGAAAUUUGUUGGUAUCCAUUUCA